CUACAACACGCAAACUUCUUCCGUGAGUUCAAAGCAUCAGCAAUACGAAACUCAGAAAGUAAUCGUUGAGCUUGUCGGCACCGUGAUGGCGGAAAUCUUGUACUUACCGUGGCUCUCAUACGCCAUGGAACAACCGGCCCAGCCGCAGAGCCUCUUUCUUGUUUUCUACAUACUCCUUUUAGGCUCUAUGCUAUGGGCGAUUCGAAAACCUAAACGCAUUCGUGCCUGGGCCUACCUCUUUAACGGGCCUAGCAUUGUUCAUUGUGAAUACCAGAAAUCUCGUGGACAGCCUUUCGAGAUUUACGCCCCGGACGUACGCAUGGUCUUUGUAUCUUCACGAGAGCAUAUUAAAGAACUGGACAAUGCCCCUGACGCCGUGCUCUCACUGAAUGGUGCAGCGAAACAUAUGCUUCAGCCAGUCUAUACGAUGAACGGAUUCAACUGGUUUGACCGACGUGGCGUCGAGGGCGUGGGUUUCGUCCGCACGCUACGUACUCUUCUAACCAACAAUAUACCCCAGCUUCUCCCAGACCUUGGUGUGCUGACUCGAACGUGCUGGGCCGAGUUGCUAUCCAAACAAGAAACUAUCGAUGGAACCACACUCGCUCCUGUGUACCCGAUGAUGAUGAACCUGGUAGUGCUAUUGAACGGACGGUCGCUGUUCGGCGAGGAAUUAAUCAAGAGUGAAAGUUUUACGGCCUCCGCCCUGGGAUAUGUCGAAGAAACCCUACUCAACGCGGAAAUCGUGAAACUAUUCCCAAAGCCAUUUGCUCCAUUUGUCGGGGGGCUGCUAGGCUACUUUCUCAACUCCCACAAGACAUUCUUUGAAAGCUUGAUCCCCAUGACUGAACAGAGGGUCAAAGAGAGGGACGAUAGGAACUUAGGGCGUACAGCCCCCGAACGUGCCGAUUGCAUCCAAUGGAUUAUGGAGACAGCACCGAAGCAGAACCCUUGGUCAGCGGAACGGGUCAUCUACGAAUUGAUGGCGAUCUGGUUUGGUUCAGUUCACAUAUUGACGACAACUAUCGUUUACGUGAUCCACGACCUCUGCCUUCACCCCGAAUAUAUCGAGCCGCUCCGGUACGAGCUGGACACAUCUUAUCAGGAGUUCGAACGUACAGGACAAGGUCUGCCGCUUCUAGACAGUUUUAUCAAGGAGUCCGCGCGUCUUACGCCAGUAGAGUCUAUGAGUGUUCGGCGCUGUGCACUUCAACCCUUUUCGCUCUCCGAUGGGACGAAAGUCGGUGUCGGUGAGUGGGCAUGUGCCCCCUCCGGCGCCAUAAACACGAGUGCCGAGUACUAUCACUCACCUGAAGAGUUUUCCGGUUUCCGGUUCGUCGACCCUACCAUUCUGUCAAGAGCCCAAGGUGCUUCUGUGCCAGCAGCAAGGCAGUCGAAGUCUUCCAGACUCACUGAUGUUGAGCAUUCGUUCUUAGUGUGGGGGACUGGACGCAUGGCCUGCCCUGGCAGAUACUAUGCAUCCGCCUUUAUGAAGCUCGUCAUCGCCUAA
This is a messenger RNA of Durotheca rogersii, 1510 nucleotides long. Its product is annotated as cytochrome P450. The coding region runs from base 86 to 1510 and encodes 474 amino acids. The record is from RefSeq and is a predicted model, not a curated record. Gene Ontology annotation, molecular function: monooxygenase activity; iron ion binding; oxidoreductase activity, acting on paired donors, with incorporation or reduction of molecular oxygen. Lineage: Eukaryota; Fungi; Ascomycota; Sordariomycetes; Xylariales; Xylariaceae. The transcript is spliced from 10 exons.